AUUUAACAUGUAAUAUGUUGUCAGCCCAAAAUCAAACAUAUAAUAUAUUUCCAGCACAUUACAAUAGUCUUAAAAUUUUAGCUCAGCUUCAAAUUAUGUCGUAAAAUCGUUUGACAUGGAGUCCGCCGGCCCGCCACCUGUUUCCAACCCAUCUUUUGAGCCAAGCAAGCCACCAGUAGCGCCUAAGCCACUAAAGGAACCGACCAGAAAGCAGCUUCGCCGACAGGAGAAGCGCAAGCAGCGGCUUCUGGAUACCCAACAUGUUCUUUAUGCCAAGCACUUUUCCAAUUACCGCCUGCCUGUUGUCCAGUCACAAAAACGACUUACUCUUCAGGAGUCGACUAUAACGCCGGAAGUCACUGAACGUCGUCCACCGAUCUUUAAGCAGAAAAGCAACAAAUCACCCUGGGCCAGAUUUCGAAUGGUGCAGUGCCCUUGCCACAAAUGUUCACACAUGCUGGACGCUCAGAGUUGGCUAUCCCACUAUCUGGAGGUGCAUCGCCACAUUCCCUUCGUGGAGCUAAAACAACCUCUUUCGCAGCAUCCUCUGCGAACCACUUGCAAUGUGGCACAUCUGAUUCGAGAUGCACCUGCACUACUAGGCGUGUUUGGCUAUCAGCGUGAGGGCUUAAAUCCCCAAACCUGUGCACGCAACACCUUCCUUCCAAAUGAGUAUCGUCAAUAUUCGCAGCAUGGCGUCCUUCUCCUCUUUGCCUGUCGCACUAUGAACGCUCUACCGGGAUGCAGCAAGCAGGCGAGGGAGGUGCUGGUCUUGUGGGUUGCCACGUCACUGCAGGGUGUUUCCAUAUCACUUCGCGGCCUGGUGCAGGUGGCUAACUCCUCACGGUAUUAUGCGAAGCGCUUCAAGGCCCGACCACUGCAAGCGGAGACGCAGACCUGCCGCGAUCUCAUAAAAAACGAUAGCAACUGCAUGCUCAUCAGCUUAGAGGAUUUGGCGAACAUGGUGAAUGUGGGCCGGCAGGGACAGGAAUUUAGCAUUCAGGUGCACAUAACGAGCGAGAAAAAGCAAUAGAUUGGUCAAAUAAAGUUCACAUAUGUAUAAAUA
Molecule: messenger RNA, 1066 nt
Organism: Scaptodrosophila lebanonensis
Lineage: Eukaryota; Metazoa; Arthropoda; Insecta; Diptera; Drosophilidae
Exons: 1
Coding region: 116-1033 (305 amino acids)
Source: RefSeq, a predicted model, not a curated record